AUAUUAAUCAUAGCUUGAUCUGUUGUGUAUUUUUUUUUUUUAAUUAUUUAACAAUUAAGAACGAAAUUUUGUUUAAAAAUAUAUACCGGCUAACAUGAGCACACUCUCAAACAUGUGGAAAAUAAUCAGACCAAAUUAUUUACAAUUAAAUGCUGUCAACUCCAGAAUCAAUUGGGAGUUUAAUCGUGAACGUCAUAGAAUGUCAAAAUUAACAAGUGACCUAGGAUUACCAGCAAGACCAAAAAGACCAUUGAAUCCAUACUUUAUAUUUUCAUCUGAACAAAGAGAUGCACUUAAAAUUCAAUAUCCUGGUAUAACAGUCAGAGAAUUAACAAAAAAACUAGGUGAAUUAUGGAAAACAUAUGAUCCUGUUAAAAAAGAAAGAAUGAAACAAAUGUAUAAAUCUCAAAUUGAAACUUAUACCAGAGAUAUUAUGAGUUACUAUGAAUCAUUAACAUUGGAGCAACAAGAAAUGGUAAAAGAUUAUCGUGAAAAUCUGAGGAGAAAAAAAAUUCAUAAACAAUUAAAACAGACUUAUAAAGAUCUUGGUAAACCAAAAAGACCAGUUGGACCUUUUGUCAUGUAUGCCCAUAAAUUGGCUGAACAAAAAGAUGUUAAAAUGUUAUAUAAAGAUUGGAUGAUGAGUCAAGGUGAAAUCUGGAAAAAAUUAUCAGAUGAAGAUAAAGAACCAUAUCAUAUUGAAUAUUUAAAAGCUAAAGAAAAAUUUAAAUCAGAUGUUAUUGAAUGGGAAACAAAAAUGAUUGACAUGGGUAAUACUCACUUAGUUAGGAAAUCUGUACUUCGAGAUCUUCAAGGACCAAAUAUCGAAAAAUUAUCUACAAUAAAAACAUCAAAAAAUAAUAAAUUUAAUGAAUCCGAAAUAUUGAAAAAUAUCAUUGAAAAAGUCGUAGAAAAUCCAUUGAUAGAAAAUAAAAAGAAAAUAAAAAAAAUUAAGCAGUCAAAAGCAGCUGUUGAGUUAGAUAAAGUUAAUGAAUUAGUUGACGAUAUAAAAUCAAUAAAUGUUGAAGAUCAGCUAACAAUUGUCAAUGAUAAAUUAGUAAAUGAUGAAAAAUUAAUUAAUAAAACUGAUAAAGUAGUAAAAGAUUCAUCAACUGAAAAUCCAGGUCUAUUUAAAUCAGUUAAAAAGUCAAAAAAAGUUGCUAAUAAAUUAAUUGAUGAAGAAAAAUCAAUCAAUACUAAAGAUCAGCCAACAAUUAUCAACGAUAAAUUAGUAAAUGAUGAAAAAUUAAUUAAUAAAACUGAUAAAGAAGUAAAAGAUUCAUUAACUAAAAAUCCAGAUCUACUUAAACCAAUUAAGACAGCAAAAAAAAUUGUUAAUAAAACUGAUAAAGUGGUAAAAGAUCCAUCAACUGAAAAUGCAGGUGAAUUUAAACCAAUUGAUACGUCAAAAAAAGUUGCUGAUAAAUUAAUUGAUAAAGAAAAAUCAAAUAAUGUUAAAGAUCAGCCAACAAUCAUCAAUGAUAAAUUAGUAAAUGAUGAAAAAUUAAUUAAUAAAACUGAUAAAGUAGUCGAGGAGCCAUUAACAAUUAAUCCAGAUCAAUUUAAACAAAUUGAUACGUCAAAAAAAGUUGUUGAAUUAAACAAAGUUGAUGAUAAAAUAUUAAAUAAAGUAGAUGAAUCAAUAGAAGAUACUAAAGUGCCAAAAAAAUUAGACAACAAGACUUCAAGCAAUGUUGAAAAUCCAAUAAAUAAAACUGAUGAAUCAAUUAAAGAACCAGCUAAUAAUAGUAAAACAAUUUCUUCACUUUGGAAUUGGUGGAAAUAAUAUAUA
This is a messenger RNA of Aphidius gifuensis, 1792 nucleotides long. Its product is annotated as putative leucine-rich repeat-containing protein DDB_G0290503. The coding region runs from base 95 to 1786 and encodes 563 amino acids. The transcript is spliced from 5 exons. The record is from RefSeq and is a predicted model, not a curated record. Lineage: Eukaryota; Metazoa; Arthropoda; Insecta; Hymenoptera; Braconidae.